AUGGAUAAGCUGGCGCCUCAUGCAUGGGACAGCAGUCCGGCCCCAAUUGCAUUAUACCACGCAGGUUGGGAUCGGCCCACUGGCAAUGGACACGUUCGUGGAGCUGCAGCAAGGUCGGGGAAGCUCCCGGCAGCUCUGUGGAGCUCCAAUGCGACGGGAAUAUGGAUUGCGACACGAGGUGAACGCCAUUGCCCGGUCAACAGCCGUGCUGAGGUGAAUUGCGCGUCCGAAAUUACCUCGGUUCCGAUCCCCUUCAGUGUCUUCCCGUCUGCGUAUCGGAACGCGGAAUUUAAGGAAACUACCAGCGUAAAGGUAGAAGAACAGGAAGCACAGUUUGAGCAACAGGCUUCACACGGACGGGAAGGUCACGAAGAAACCCACGAAUCCUUCUCCGCCACCGUCCUACCUCCUCCUCCGGCUCCCCAACAGCAGCAGCAACCGCAGCAGCACGACACUCACGUCAAGGAAGAGGUCCACAUCUACGAAGAGGAGCGUCUUCGUCGUCCCCAGCCUCCCCAGCAGCAGCAGUUCCAGCAGGCUUCCCAGUCCCAGCAAUUCCACGCUCAGCAGCCCCCUCAGCACCGUGAGGAGCUACAUAUCCACGAGCAAACUCGCUACCGCCAGCCCCAGCAGCAGUUCCAGCCGCCUCAACAGCAGUCCCAGCCGCAAUUCCAGCAGCCCCAGCCUCACUCUCAGCACGUUCAUCGUACUGACCGCGUAGAGUUUGAGCGAUCCCACGACCGCUACCAACCUCACCCCCAACCUCCUACCUCUACCCACUCCCACGUCGAGGUUCAGGACACAACCUACGAUAGACACUUCAAUACAGUCCACGGCCCUGCCACCGACUACGCUCCAUCUCAAAUCGACGUUACUGAACGUCAGAUCCGCGAACGUACUCGUCCCAUCGUCGCCGGUGCAAGCUACUCAAAGGAGACUUACACCACCAAGCACGAUACCUUCCCCAGCAGCAAGCACGUCGAGAGUGUCGCCAGCCACCAGCCAUCUGAGGUCCGAGUAGAAACAUCUGCUCGUUCCACUGCUGCACCCCCCAAGAAGUUCAAGCGUGAUAUGGGAUAUUACGACAACGAGGGCCAAUACCACUCGCUUCGUCAAGGAAUCUCUCACGCCGCUCACAAGGUCGCCGACCGUAUCCAACACCCCAUCCACCCUCACCGCCACCACCACUCUCACGAGCACUCUUUCCCUGGUGCCAAGUACGACGACGAACGUGAAGAGGUAAUCGUCAAGGAGAAGUACACUUCAGCUACUCCUUCUGUUGCCCCUAGCCGCCCCGUCCAAUCCGGAGCUCCUGUUGAGAGAGUCGUUCGCGUCCACUCCAACCCUUCUCCCCCCAGGUCCACAGUUUCUGCUGCUGUACCUGCCCCUGCACCUGCUCCCGUCUCCGCUUCUAUCGCACCUGCACCAGCUUCCGCUCGUACAGUCCGCAAGAUGGCUUCCUCCAAGACUAUCACCAUCCCCUGCCACCACAUCCGCAUCGGCGAUCUCCUGAUCCUCCAGGGCCGCCCUUGCCAGGUCAUCCGUAUCACCACCUCCUCCCAGACUGGCCAGCACCGUUACCUCGGUGUUGACCUGUUCACCAAGCAGCUCCAUGAGGAGUCUUCUUUCAUCUCCAACCCGGCCCCCUCCGUCGUUGUCCAGAACAUGCUCGGUCCUGUCUUCAAGCAGUACCGUGUUCUCGACAUCCGUGAGGACGGUCGCGUUGUCGCCAUGACCGAGUCUGGUGAUGUCAAGCAGGGCCUUCCCGUCCUUGACCAGAGCGGUCUCAUCUCCCGCCUGACAGAGUCUUUCGACAACGGCCGUGGCAGCGUCCGCAUCCUCGUCAUCGAUGACGAUGGUAUGGAGAUGGCUGUCGACUACAAGGUUGUCCACGGAUCCAGGUUGUAGAAACAUCUAGUCAAUGGUCUUAUUCAAACGUUCUAUAAUCAAUUAUCCCUUAGGCGUUUGUUUCCUCACGGCCACCUUUUAUAAAUUGUGUUCAUAACUUUUGCAUCGUCACUUGACUGGUAGCAUGGCGCACUCGGGCAUCGAUCGGUGUCUAUCGCUCUCGGUGUUUGGGGCGCGUCUAUGUCUGCUUGCUUGGGUGGUGGAAAUAUCGGAGC
Molecule: messenger RNA, 2123 nt
Organism: Alternaria alternata
Lineage: Eukaryota; Fungi; Ascomycota; Dothideomycetes; Pleosporales; Pleosporaceae
Exons: 5
Coding region: 1-1908 (635 amino acids)
Biological process (GO): positive regulation of translational elongation
Molecular function (GO): ribosome binding; RNA binding; translation elongation factor activity
Source: RefSeq, a predicted model, not a curated record